Colletotrichum spaethianum is the source of this 1209-nucleotide messenger RNA. RefSeq names its product nuclear speckle splicing regulatory protein 1. Lineage: Eukaryota; Fungi; Ascomycota; Sordariomycetes; Glomerellales; Glomerellaceae. Gene Ontology annotation, biological process: regulation of alternative mRNA splicing, via spliceosome. Bases 1 to 1209 code for a protein of 402 amino acids. The record is from RefSeq and is a predicted model, not a curated record. The transcript has a single exon.
AUGAGUAAACCAGGAUUGUCUUUCGGCCUUAACCUGGGCAAAAAGCCCGGCGUGUCAAAGCCUGCACCAGCGAAACGGAAGGCAUUCGGCGGCGACGACUCGGACGAUGAUGCGCCCAAGUCGGGAACCAAGGUCGAGACAGUGGCCGAGCUAGGCGGCUUCGAUCUUGACUCCUCGUCCAGCAGACAAGAGAGCGGCAACAGAAAACCAAGGAGCAAGACCACACUACCGACACAUCCGCCAACGAGUAAAACCAAGAAGCAAGAAAGCGCCAUGUUUGGCGACCUCUCGAGCUCGCUCGCAUCGAAGAAACACGCCGAGGAGGCAGAGGAGCUCGACCCGAGCGUCUACGACUACGACGGCGUGUACGAGUCUUUCAAGCCCCAGAAGAAGGAGACAAAGGAGGACGCCGAGCGGAAGCCCAAGUACAUGAAAAGUCUGCUCGAGGCGGCUUCCGUGCGGAAACGCGAUGCGCUGAUUGCCGAGGAGAAGAAGAUUGCGAGGGAGCGGGAGGCUGAGGGCGAGGAGUACGCGGACAAGGAGAAGUUCGUCACGGAGGCGUACAAGAAACAGCAGGAGGAGAACCGGCGAAUCGAGGAAGAAGAGAAGAGGAGGGAGGAGGAGGAAGCGAAGAAAAACAAGACGGGUGGCAUGAGCGCCUUCUAUAAGAACCUCCUCAACAAGGGUGAGGAGAGGCACGCCGAGGUCCUGAAGGCGGCCGAGGACAAGACUAAGGCUGGCCCGACACCUGCGCCGGAGGAAGACGACGCGGGCAAGGAGAAAUCCGAGGCCGACAUUGCAAAAGAGAUCAACGAAAAGGGUGGUUCUGUCGCCGUCAACGAGGAGGGACAGGUGGUGGACAAGAGACAGCUUCUCAAAGGCGGUCUCAACGUGGGCGCCAAGAAGGAGGCCCAGGUUAGACAAGAGGCCGCGCGACCGAAAGAGAGCAGACCGGAGCGCAGUUCCGGCACCGGAUUUGUCGGCUCUGGAGGCAAGGGUGCGAUGCGGGAGCGGCAGACGCGGAUGCUCGAGGCGCAACUGGAGGCGGCGCUCAAGCGGUCACGCGAGGAAGAGGAGGCGGAGCGGGAGAAGGUAGAACGGGUCACGAAGACGAGGAAGACGGAGGGGGAGAUCUCGAGCGCGAAGGAACGGUACCUCGCCCGAAAGCGCGAGGCGGAGGAGGCCAAGAAGAAGGGGCUAGCCGAGUAG